This is a messenger RNA of Hansenula ciferrii, 2175 nucleotides long. RefSeq names its product Condensin complex subunit 2. The record is from RefSeq and is a predicted model, not a curated record. Gene Ontology annotation, molecular function: chromatin binding. Gene Ontology annotation, cellular component: condensin complex. The coding region runs from base 1 to 2175 and encodes 724 amino acids. The transcript has 2 exons. Gene Ontology annotation, biological process: mitotic chromosome condensation. NCBI's taxonomy places the organism in Eukaryota, Fungi, Ascomycota, Saccharomycetes, Phaffomycetales, Wickerhamomycetaceae.
AUGGAGUCCAAUAAUGGUAAUUAUAUCAAUAGUCAAGAGGAUUUCGAAAAAUGGAUUCGUAUGGCUACUGAUAACGUGACAAAUAGUUGGGAUUUAGCAUUGAUUGAUUAUUUCUAUGAUUUAUCAUUAUUAAGAGAUGGUGAUGGGAUCAAUUUCCAAAAAGCUAGUGCAACUUUAGAUGGGUGUGUAAAGAUUUAUUCUUCAAGAGUUGAUUCUGCAGUAACCGAAACUGGUCGUUUGAUUAAUGGGUUAGCAACCAGCAAGAGAAAUCAAGCACAAGAUGGAAAUGGUGAAGAUGAGGAAGAAGAAGUUGAACUGGAUCCAAAUGCACCAGUGAAGGAAAGAAGAUCAAGAGUUAAUGUUGCAAAUAAGAAUACAAUAGUAGAUUUUGAUGUGAUAAAGUUCAAAAAGAAUGAUUUAGAAUUAUAUGUUGAUCCAUUAUUUAAAAAGGCAUUGACAGAUUUUGAUGAAGGUGGAUCAAAAAGUUUAUUAUUGAAUAUGUUGAAUAUUAGUGACGAGGGAAGAAUAAUGUUUGAUACUACAGAUUCAGCACAAGGGAAAGCCAUUAAAGAUGAUCCAAAUGAUCAAACGUUACCAGAAGCUUCUGAUCAACCAGAAAAAGAUACACAACAAGAUAACAUACUAGAUGAACUCGAAGAUGAUGAUGAAGAAGAAGCAGGUGAUCAAAGUAUGAUGGAUAUAGAUAAAAGUUUUGCAGAAAUGGAUAUUGAUCAAGAUGAUGAUGUUCAAGACGUAAAUGAAGAUAAAAAACAAGAAAUGUUGGAAUUGGAAGUAAUGAAUUUAGGUAAAAAAUACUUGGGAAAUUUCCAUGAAUCUCUGAUAUGUCCAUCGAUUAAUGAAUUGGAAGGUGUAUUAAGUCAAAAAGUCACAUCUGCAGAACUUAUGGCAGGUUUAGAAAAUGCUAAACUGAUUGAGGAAUCAGACGAUGAAGAUGAUGGUGAUAUUGGUGAUUAUGUUGAUUUUGAUUUUGGUGGUGCUAAUGACUUUGAUGAUCCAGGUAGUUUCCAAAAUGAUUCAAAAUUACCAGCAAAUAAAACUUCAGUGUUUUUUGAAGAUUUUGAUGAUGAAGCUGAUGAUUAUGGUUUAACAAUGAGAGAAUUAUUUAAUGAAAGUAAAGAUUAUGGUGUGACACAUAUAGGAGAAGAGGAACAAGAUUUCAAUAGAACAGUUGCAAAUAUACCCGAUGAAAAUUUAUUAGCAUACUUUGAUCAAUAUCAGAGAAAGAAUUGGGCAGGUCCGGAACAUUGGAAAGUUCAAAGAAUAAAGAAUGCAUAUAAACCAACAUUUAAAAGCCCAUUGAGCAAUGAAAAUAAUGAUGAUCAAGACCAAGAAUCAAGUACAACAAAACAAAAGAAAAAAACAAAAGAACAUGUAACGAUAGAUUUCUUAUCAGAUGAUUUCCCCGAUGAAUCAGAAAUUUUCCUGGAAGGAAGUGCUGGUCAAAAUCAGUUACCAAUGGACAAAAGAGAUGCAGGAGAAGCAAAACAUCAGUUGCCAGAAGAUCAUCAUUUUUCAACUAGAAAUUUCAUCUAUUUAUUUACAAAAGAAAAAUUAAUUACUAGUGCAUUCAAUAAAGUUACCAAUCUCGAUCAACCAAUUGAUACAACCCUUUACGCUGAUAAUAUAACGUUAAAUUUGGAUAAUCAACCUGAGAAUGUUAAUGAUGCAAAUUUUUAUAAUGAUCAUGGACCUGAUAUUGAUUUUGACUUUGAUGAUGCAAAUGAUGAUGAUGAAGGAAAUGCCAUUACACAAAGUCAAGAACUCAUAGGAUCUCAACUGCUGGCAAAAUCACAAGGUAAACAAUCACCAUUAAGUUAUUCAAGAGUUGCUAAAAGGGUUGAUAUUAUACUGUUAAAAGAUAACAUUUGGGAUUCUUUACAAAAAGAAAGAGCAUCUAGAGAAUCGAUAAGAUUAACAAAUGUACCAGAAUUAUCAAAUUCAUCAACUGAUACAUCUACAUCUUCUGAACCUGAAGAAAAUCUGAAAUUUACUGAAAUUAUUCAUGGAUUAAAUGGUAAAUAUGAACCUGAAGCUAAAAAAGACUUAUCAACAAGUGUUUGUUUCAUUGCAUUGUUACAUCUUGCAAAUGAAAAUGGUUUUACAAUAACGAAUACAGAAGAUAAUACAGAUUUGAUGAUCAAUAGACUUAUAUGA